Messenger RNA from Cherax quadricarinatus, 5596 nucleotides. The record is from RefSeq and is a predicted model, not a curated record. NCBI's taxonomy places the organism in Eukaryota, Metazoa, Arthropoda, Malacostraca, Decapoda, Parastacidae.
GCUUCACGUCAAGUCGACAUUGAGAGGAUAUUGAGGCCGCUUGCAUGCUGCCAAGCACCUUGCUACCUCAACCCUGUGCUACAUGACGAGUUUCUGGCUAAUAUGACGUUGAGUGAAGCGUUUUCAGAGUGCCAGAGAGAGCACAUGGGUUGUGUUACUCAAAGGUUUCCAUAACAACUGGUAACCAGUUAUAGUCGGUCACUUUGACUUAUGUUUACCAUGUACCAGCCUCAAUAUUAGACCAGUCCAUUGUUGCCUAGUGGGGGAGUUCCUCUUUCUUACCUACCACUACCCCUGUAAUUCAUACAUACCGACGGUUCGCACAGUGUUGUUAUAUCUCCCCUUAUCUGUAACGUCGAUAGUGAAUAGUGUGAAGAGUUUGAUGAGUGGUAAUGGGAGGAGGUGGUAAGGUUGGUGUAGAGAAGUACAGAGGGUAACCGCCCCUACGCUAAAAAUAGGCGCGGCCCAGAGUGCGCAGUGGUUGGCCAGAGUGCAACUCUGGCGGCGCAGUGCACUUGUGCUACCCAUUACGGUUAGCCAACCUUCACCACAUUUGCUGCAAAAAAUGUAAAUAUGUCGAGUCCCAAUAGUGCGGAAGUAUCAGGUUCCCCAUCCCCAGCUCCCAGUAGCAUUGGUAACAACGCCCCUAAAUAUGGAACAUUGGUCCCUAACAGAGUAUUUGUUGGCGGCAUAUCAGCCAGCACAACAGAGCAGGAUUUGUUGGAGUUAUUUUCACAAUAUGGGGCUGUCAAGGCCACGAAGAUCAUCAGUGACCGGGCAGGGGUAUCUAAGGGCUAUGGAUUCGUCACUUUUGAAACAGAAGAGGAAGCUAGGAGACUUACACAAGAGGCUGAUAACAUAAUGCUUAAAGACAGAAAAUUAAAUAUUGCACCUGCGAUCAAGAAACAAGUCAGUGAUGUUGGAUAUAUGAAGACCUACUCCCCUCACUUAAUAGAGAGCAGCAGUAAUGUUAUGGGUUCUGGUGGGACGGUGUUUUAUAGUAAUGGAACAACAUAUGCAACGUAUGGGAACACAGUGCCUGUUUUGGCCCCAACAGAAUACCAUGCAACAUUCCCUCAAGCUCCAGCAGCACCUACAACGCCUACAGCUUAUCCAUCUCUUGUGUAUCCUCAGCCAGUGUAUUACCCACACCAAUACCAGUACCAGCCCACACAAACUGUUCAACCACAGUGGGGAGCUGCUUCGCAAUGGAGAUGGAUGAGCCCAAUAUCUUACGCUCAACCUGAGUGUGGUCCCCAGCAGUGUUUGGUAGAGGCCAGCAGCCCAGCACAGGGGGAACUCGCCACAGCUUCUGCUCCAGGAAGCUCACCCCUCACCUCCACUCCUAUCACCCUGGCCUGCCCCUCCACACCCACUACCGCUACUACCACCACCGCUGUUUGUACUGCAGUCACUACUACCUCCUCCACUUCCGCUAAAACUACAGCUACUUCUACCUCCACUGUCACUAAAACCGUUAAAACACAUGACUCACUGCUGCAGAUAAAGCCUCUUUCUGUGGCUACAAAAUGCACAUCAACAAGUGGGAAGUCUAAAUGCAUUCCCACAGUUGUCCCAAAGACCACCCUGCCAUUGGACAAGAAUAACAAUGCAGUUGAGGUAAGAUACUAAUUAUUAACAGAUCAUAGAAAUUUGUUUACAGUUGUCCCAUAAUUGAUAGUGACUGGCAAAAAUCUUUGCAUUUUUGUAUAGCACAUCUUGCAUUUAGUCAAUUAUUCUUAUAGUUAAUGUUGAUUAUUAGUCUAAAAGAUCCUUGCAUAUUUCUUAGGUGCUUUAAUUAAGAGUAACCCCGUAAUUUAGGAGUUGUUAAUACAUUAAAUUAUUGCCUAAAGAGAAAAGUCAAUUUUAAAUGAAGCAGGAUGGAUUAUACACGAGUUCUUCACAUUGCUUUUUUGGUGUAUUGUUUAAAUGUCGUCCCAUUUUUAUCACAUUCCUUCAGUCAAAACUCCAGUCCUUAAUUUUAACACUUAUCAUAUGCCAAUUAGGCCAUUAGUGACCCAAAGAAAACAUUUGCCACAAUUUGCUCCCUGAAAGGGCACAUUCUUCAGUCCCAAUGAUUGCACACAGAAUGGCAACAUUCCUGCCCAACUUUAAACAACUAUAAUGCAUAGUCCUUUAUUAAGUUUCUUACAUCACUUUCAAAUUUUUUAUACAAGUGACCACAUCAUUGCUAAUGUGAUAUUAGAAUACCAGAUAUGUAAUUUGUGUUGGAGCCAUUGUAUUAGAAAUGAUGCAUAGUGUAAUGAAAAAUUUAGUGUUAGUGUAAGCAAUGAGAGGUAUAUUUAGGAUGGUGCAGUAACAAUAAAUUGGUUGCCAAUGAGUGGAAACUUUUUUUUCCAGUAAAACAGUUCAUGGUGUUUAUCAGAGAGCCAAGGGUAGUUUAUUUCAGUAACUUUUGGUCCUUUAUUUUGAAUGAGAAUCUUCUUUCUAAAGGGAGUAGCUAAAAAAAAAAAAAAAAAAAAAAAAAACUGACAUUCUGAGAAACUAGUGUGUGGAAUGUUCCAUGCCAUAAUGUGUGGGCAUGUGUGGAAUUAAAUGGGAGCAGAUGCAGAAGUCUGUGGAUGAACAGUAUUUUGCUAUGAUUAAGGAUUUUGGAGUAGAGCUAGAGAGGUACAGAAAGUAGUGAAUGAGUUCUGUACAGUGUACUCAAGGGUGGAUGUUGGUAAUACUGAGGUGAUGGUUUUUGAAAGGCAGGAGAAUAUUGGAUUUGAUUUUACUUCUUUAGAAUAACCAGCCAUUGUGUUGGAAUGUAAGAUAGAAACAGCUGGAGAAUAAACAAAAUAAAUAGUAUUCACAACUGCAAGAUGAGCUUAACUAGACCAAUUAUAAAUAUUUUUUUAAAUUAACCUAAUUAUAUUGGUAAAAGAUGUUCAUCAAAAUAACACUAGCCAACAAAAUUCAGUUUUUUAUCCAAUUCAGAAACAAAUUAGUUGGUGUUUUGCUAACUUUGAUGGGCUGAUCAUGAUCUGAGCUUGACUAGGCUCUCGUGAAAUGUUUUUUGAAAUCUUGCAAACAAUAUUUUGGCUAUUUGAGCUUAAAACCACAUACGUUACAAUUGUAGGUAUUAUGCGUAGAUAUAAAGAUAUUAAUGGGGAAUCAAAUACAAAAUGGGAGUUGACACAAUUAAUUUUUGCUGAUGAUACUGUGCUUUUUAAAGAUUCUAAAGAGAAGCUACAAAGGUUAGUGGAAGAGUUUGAGAAGGUGUGCAAAGGAAGCAAGUUGAAAGUGAACAUUGAUACCCUCAUCACCUUACUCUAUAUAAUGAGUUAAGAAAAUUUGGAUAUAACAUUGGAGGAAGGGAGUAAGUAAGGAAGAAGUGAAAGUGUUCAGAUAUUUGGGAGUAGACUUGUCAGCUGAUGGGUUUAUAAAGGAUGAGGUUAACCAUGGAAUUGAUGAAGGAAAAAAGGUGUGUGGUGCAUUGAGGUAUCUGGAGACAAAAAUGUUAUCCAUAGAGGCAAAGAAGGAAAUUUGAGAUGAUAGUGGUACCAACACACUUUUAUGGGUGUGAAGCAUGGAUUGUAAAUGCUGCAGCAAGGAGGCUGGAGGCAGUGGAGAUGUAGUAUCUAAGGGCAAUGUGUGGUGUAAAUAUUAUGCAGAGAAUUUGUAUUGUGGAAAUUAGGUGGUGUGGAGUUACUAAAAUUAUUAUUCAGAGGGCUGAAGAGGGAUUGUUGAGGUGGUUUGGUCAUUUAGAGAGGAUGGAGCAAAAUAGGAUGAUUUGUAGGGUGUAUAAAUGUGUAGUGGAAGGGAGGAGGCAUAGGGGUCAUCCUAGGAAAGGAUGGAGGGAGGGGGUAAAAAAGGUUUUGUUUGCAAGGGACUUGGACAUGCAGCAGGCUUAUAUAUGUGUGUGUACGUACUCGCCUAAUUGUGGUUGCAGGGAUCAAGACUUGGCUCCUGGCCCCACCUCUUUGCUCGUCGCUACUAGGUCCUCUCUCUCUCUCCUAGCUCCAUGAGCUAUAUCAUACUUCAUCUUAAAACUAUGUAUGGUUCCUGCCUCCACUACAUCACUUGCCAUACUAUUCCACUUCCUAACAACUCUGUGGCUGAAGAAAUACUUCAUAACAUCCCUUUGACUCAUCUGAGUCUUCAGCUUACAAUUGUGACCCCUUGUGUCUGUGUCCGUGUCCCCUCUCUGGAGCAUCCUGUCUCUGUCCACCUUAUCUAUUCCUCGCAGUAUUUUGCAUGUUGUGUGUGUGUGUUUUAGAUAGGAGUGAAUGGAGAUGGAUAUGUUUUUUGGGACCUGACAAGCUGUUGGAGUGUGAGCAGGGUAAUGUUUUGUAAAGGGAUUCAGGGAAACUGGUUAGCUGGACUUGAGUUCUAGAGGUAGGAAGUACAAUGCCAGCACUUUAAAGGAGGGGUUUGAGAUAUUGGAUGUUUGGAGUGGCAUCUAAACAUGUCGUAUCUGAGCGUCUCUGCAAAGACAGUGAUUUGUGUGUGACUGUUGGUGAAUAUGUUGAAUGUUGUUGAUAGUUGCUUUCAUGGGUCACCCUGCCUUGGUGGGAGACGGCCGACAUGUUGAAAUAAGAUUAAGUGUGGUACGUGCAGUGACAAAAACUAAUCUUUAAUAUAAAUUCAUCAUAUGCUUAGCAAAAGUAACAAAUUUCCAUACAAUUAUACAGACAUAUUUACACUACAGUUUACAGGCUUUAUUAAAACCCUUUGUUCAGUAUUGCUCUCCUGCACCAGUGUCCAGCAGUGGUCAGUCAUCAAACUGAUCAUUGGGUUUCCCCGAUAUCUAUUCUCUAUAUCUUGGUGAAAUUGUUCACCUUGAGGUUCUGUUUCACAAACUGUGUUGGAGCAAAAAUAAGUUCCAUUUUGAAUUCAGCAUCCCAAAUUUAGUUAGAAACACACAUUAUUCAAUGUCAGUUGAAACCAUUGUCAAAAAACAAAAAGGCACAAUAACAUGACUGGAACAAUACACAUAUAGCCCACACUUGGGAGAGAGAGGCUUACGAUGAUGUUUCAGUCCUACUUGGACCAUUUUAGUCAGUGUGAUUUUGUAAAUGGUCCGAGUUAGACCAAAAUGUCAUCAUAAGCUUCUCUCUCUCCUAUGCAGGUUAUUUGUGUAUUGAAACUAUUGUUGGCCAGUGUAGUCAAUGUUACCUUUUUGUGCAUUAGAUAAGCAUUACCAGUAUUCCAUCCAGCUUACCUCUUGAGUUUGAAAUAUAAUUUUAAAUCAGUAUCUUAAGAAAAACUUAUCAGGCAAAAAGGAAAUACAAAAUGGAUUGAGCAUUGUGUUUCUCACCUAUGAAGUGGUUAAGUAGAGUGCUUAUUUGAGAUAAUAAAUAAGAGCAUUUAGAAGAUAGAACACUUGGUUUCACAAUUAUUUAUACACUGGAUAGUAUCAUGGAAAACUAUUUUUAUGUACUGCAACACUAGUAAAAUAGCACAGCAGUCAUAAGCUAGUUAUAAUGUGCUUGUUGAAAUACAGUACAAAGCACCAAAUAAUGCUGGAGCAUUGUAACAUGUUUGAUCCAUAUGUUGUGCUUACAAACUGUAGAGAAGAAAGACAUGUAAAGAUCAAGCCUUUAUUGGAACAACAGAGGAAAUUGUUGUCAAUAAAAGCUUGUUUUGAAAA